UAAAAAAACCCAGUCUUUCCUGACCAGACAAACCAUACCAUAUCCCACCAGAGAGGUAAAGGGGAGCUGAGAGAAGAUGAGACCCAGGGAGGGGCUACUGCACACGAUACAGGAGAAUGCAUGGGAGGUUCCCUUCCUCAGGGAGCACAAGAACUCUGAGACUCAGCAAGGCUGUCCUGGGAGGGCUCGGGGAUGGGAGAGUACACAGAUUCCAACUCAUUCAGAACUGUAGAAGAUGAUGGAUGUGACCAAGAUCACUUUAGUCCUAGGGGACUAGACAAGGAAAAAGACAUGAGGCUGUAGGGUAUCUGUGUGUUCUCCCACUGACCACGCUUCCUUUAGGGACUCCUGACUACCUCCUCAAGUCACAGAUACCAUGUUGCCUCCCAUGGCCCUGCCCAGCUUAUCUUGGAUGCUGCUUUCCUACUUCGUGCUCCUGUCUCACUUCAAGGGUGAAGAACCCCAGAAGGAACUGCCCUCUCCACGGAUCCGCUGUCCCAAAGGCUCCAAGGCCUAUGGCUCCCACUGCUAUGCCUUGUUUUUGUCACCAAAAUCCUGGAUGGAUGCAGAUCUGACCUGCCAGAAACGGCCCUCUGGAAACCUGGUGUCUGUGCUCAGUGGGGCUGAGGGAUCUUUCGUGUCCUCCCUGGUGAAGAGCAUUAGUAACAGCUACUCAUACAUCUGGAUUGGGCUCCAUGACCCCACACAGGGUUCAGAGCCUGAUGGAGAUGGAUGGGAGUGGACUGGCACUGAUGUGAUGAAUUACUUUGCAUGGGAGAAAAAUCCCUCCACCAUCUUAAACCCUGGCCACUGUGGGAGCCUGUCAAGAAGCACAGGAUUUCUGAAGUGGAAAGAUUAUAACUGUGAUGCAAAGUUACCCUAUGUCUGCAAGUUCAAGGACUAG
This is a messenger RNA of Chlorocebus sabaeus (green monkey), 904 nucleotides long. The record is from RefSeq and is a predicted model, not a curated record. Lineage: Eukaryota; Metazoa; Chordata; Mammalia; Primates; Cercopithecidae.